Penicillium alfredii is the source of this 4419-nucleotide messenger RNA. RefSeq lists its product as uncharacterized. The coding region runs from base 1 to 4419 and encodes 1472 amino acids. The transcript has 4 exons. Lineage: Eukaryota; Fungi; Ascomycota; Eurotiomycetes; Eurotiales; Aspergillaceae. Gene Ontology annotation, molecular function: ADP binding. The record is from RefSeq and is a predicted model, not a curated record.
AUGUCCGACCACCCUAUCAAGGCUUUUGGCCUGACACAGGUCUACGUUCCCCGCGACGAGCCCAAAGUCGACAUCGUCCUCGUUCACGGCCUCAACGGCCACCCGCACGACUCGUGGACCAGCAAGUCGGGCUGUUUCUGGCCCGUCGACCUGCUCCCCGAUAUUCUGGCGUCCCAGCGCCCGCGCAUCCUCACAUACGGGUACAACGCCAAUGUGACCGCGUUCACCGAUGGCACGUCGCGCGAUUCGAUAGUCAGUCAUGCCGAAACCCUGGCGUCGAAUCUCGCCGCCAACCGCAAUUUGCGAGAUUGCUCCGAUCGUCCGAUUAUCUUUGUUUGUCAUUCGCUGGGAGGGCUGGUCGUCAAACGGGCCCUGAUCUACUGCUACAACGUCUCCAGCGAGAAAACCGAGCAUCUGCGAUCCAUAUACGUGUCAACCUUUGGCAUCCUUUUCCUCGGCACGCCGCAUAAUGGAUCCGACAUCGCCAAAUGGGGCUUGCUGCUGCACAACAUCUGUAGCGCAGUCCUUCCCAAGAAGGUGAUGGAGGCGUCGCCGCAGCUAGUCAAGGCGCUUCGGACCAAUAACGAGACCUUGCAGCAUAUCAACAGCUUGUUUGCCAAUAUCAUGAGCCGAUUCCAUAUCUACUUCUUCCAUGAGACGCGGUCCACCGAUGUGCGAGGUACGCGCGAGAUCAUUGUCGACGAAGCCUCGGCGGCACCCUACAUGGAUGGCGUGGAGCGGAUGGGGAUAGAGGCGGACCACAGCCACAUGUGCAAGUUCGAGGACGAAAAUGCCCCAGGCUACGAGGUGGUCGCGGAAGCUAUUCUUCGAUAUUCGCGCCAGGCGCCCACCGUCGUUGCGGAUCGCUGGGUGGAGGAGAAGAAAGCUCGCACCCUGGAAAAGAAAGCCAGGGCCAGAGAGCUCUAUGACGGAAGAGUAGAGGAGUCGGGUCGAAGCAUGCCUGAUUUGACCGGCCACUCCGUACUUACUUUGCCGCCUGGCCCUGCCACAGAUGGUCAAAAUUCUCCAGCAUCAGAGCUCAGCAACAGUGGCCAUCUCCCAUUCGCCCACGAGCCCCCUAAGGAACUGCCUCUGCUCGUUGCACCCCCGGGCUUUCAUCCGAACGCGACCUUUUAUGGGAUGAAGAAGGAACUAGAGGUGCUGCACCACCGCCUCUUCAAAGCCAAAGCACGACCAGACCGAACUAUGGCUGUUCUGAUCUCUGGUGUUCCAGGCUCCGGCAAGACCCAUCUGGCGCGGGAGUAUGUCUUUAAGCAGCGCGAGAGCUACACUGGAGGAAUAUUUUGGAUUGAUGCCAAAUCCCGCGAAUCGGCCUACAAAUGCUUCUGGGAGAUUGCCCAGGCGGCCAUGCUGAUUGACCGCAAACAGGCCGCAGACCGCGAAUAUCAGGAAUCCCGGACGUAUGUAAACGCUGUCCGUAAUUGGCUCCAGACGCGACAUGAAUGGCUCCUGAUCUUUGAUGGGAUCACUUUUAACCACGACGAUCAGCUAAAUGAGUUUCGACAUUUUCUGCCCUGGAACAAGCGUUGCAGUAUCAUCUACACCUCAAUCGAUACGACCUUGCGCAAAAAGCAGCGGCUCUAUGAGCCGUAUUGCCUCCUGAUCCCUCGACUACAUGCCAAAGACGCCUGCCAGCUUCUUUACAAAGACCUUGGCAUCAAAAACCCCACUCCGGAGCAGGCUCUUCGGGCUAUGGAGCUGGUCGAGCACUACGAUUGUCUACCACUGGCGAUUCAUGCUAUUGGCCAUCGCCUCAACGCGACGGGCAAGCCAAUCGAGAAAUAUCGGGUGAAAUACCAGUUGACUGAUAAGAAGCUUGCGGAGCCGUUCCUGAGCAUCAUGAAUGACCUCUAUCGCAUGCAGCAUUACCAGGCAUUAAACCUCAUCAACCUUCUCUCGUUCCUGGGACACCAAGUCCCUGUGGGUCUUCUCAAUUUCGGCCGCUCAGCGAUGUCUGCCGAGAACGCGGAGAUCCUGACCAGUGCUCAAACGGGAGAGGAUGCGGAUCUUGAUACCACCCUGGGGACUCUUAUUCAUCAUGGGCUGGUUGAGCGGACCUCGGAUGCCGACCCUAUUGUUCCGAUGAAUACUACCGUGCACCAUUCCGAUGGCGAAGACAAGUCUCCUGUCCCAGAACUCUCGGAAUCACUGACUGAAAGCAGUCAAGAAGGCUUCUUUUCCAUCUACCGUGGCAACUCGGCCGUUGAUGUGGUCAAAAUCCACAGCGUAGUCCAGGGAUUCUGCCGAGAUGAACUCCGGAUCAAGGAUGAAGAAUACAAGGAGGCUAGGAACAAACAUGACCUUGGAUUCUAUGACUCCUGGUUGAUUGUCACCACCCGGUUCUUGUGCACAUCAUACGAAAAUGCCAAGGAGAAGAUGGCUCACUACCAGGACUGCGGUCUCGUCCGAGACUACCGGGAAUUUGAAACCCAUGCCUCCCGGCUUGCGGAGCUAUUCCCCAAGAAGCCCACAAUUAUGGCGCACCCGUUGGUCCUCCGGGAGGCACGAGAGACCUUGCGGCAGUUAAUGAAGAGUAUGAGCAGCGAAAUCGACCGGCUCUCCCCCAGUUCCUCGCAGGAGUCUGUCCGGAACCAAAGAUCUGUCUUCGAUCGGUCGAGUAGUUCCUCGUCGUCAAUCCCGGACUCGUCGGCAGAUGAGGGACCAUCGCGUCGGUCCACCUGGACGUGGAAUGAUCUGGGAUCGCCCCGAGCAGAAUCUCCCGAGGAAAUGGCCACGCCCCCUCCGCGCUUUAAAUUGGACCUCUUUCCUCCGUCUAUCUUCCGGAAAGCGGGCUAUGAAUCGGAAGGCGGGUAUGACUCGGACACGGAGACUAACGGUCCUGUUCGAAUUUCUCCAGCACUCUCGCAGAUGAGCCAGACUACCGAGAAGCCCAACCCAUCGCCUGCAUCUCCAAGCACUCCACCUCCCCCAUCAGAUGACCAGGACUGGCAAGUGGUUGAUCGACACUCCAAGGCAAAAUCAGGGAGAGAAAGGUACCCGAGAAGGCGGCAUAGGGGUCCUCGUCGGUUUAGAGGCAAACCCGCUGCCCCGCUAGUCAAAAUAUCUAAUAUCGAGGGGAGAGGCUCUUCGAGUCGCACGUCUGUAGGUGAAGGGGAAAGUUCAUCGGUAUUGGCUUCGGCAGCCGAAAAAGCGCUUGCAGCUGUUCGUCGAUCCAGCAACACCCAGCCGCCCGCUGAACCCGUGAAGCCUACUCCAAGCCCUGCGCCGGUAAGCAAAGAGAAUAUACCCACCUAUGCCAGUGUGGCUGCUCGACGUAUGCUGGAGGCGGACGCUCCCCUGAGACGCCCAGCGUCGAUGCCCAUUUCCAGAGGACCUAGUCUAGCUUCUGGUUUGCAAAUGAAGGCUUCCGUCGAGUCGUUGGACAGUCAAGGGAGUCAUGCAUUUACAUCUCCGCUGUCUCAUGAGCUGACAUCUCACGAACUCAUGGCGGAACCCUUAACGCGAUCAACCUAUAGCGAGCCCGGGCAGGAUCUCUUUGGACACCCGUUGAACGGGAUGGAUCUACAUACUGCGCCUGGGUCUCGCCGGACAUCGCUCGCCGGUCCGCUUGACCCUGUGCGAGAUCUGUCCGCAAGCACCCCUUCACUUCUCCCAUAUCCGCCACCAUUGCCAUACGAGGAAGACAUUGCGAUUACUAUACCGCGUCGCGGAAGACCGACAGAAAGAACAUCUGGUCCUAGUGUUCCUGUGGUUCCUCGACUUGCCCCCAUCGCACAUCCUUCCGCAAUCAUGCCAGGUGCAUUACCUCUCUCUUCAGCCCCAACCGAAGUACCUGUCGUGCACGCCCCAGAGCGUCCCUCAGCUGAAGCACUGAGUCGGGGGUCAUCCGGCUACUCACACCAGUCCUGGGCAACCGAACCAGUCCGCUACCCGCCCCGGUUCUCGCCAGUCCCAAGCUUCCAGUUGUCCAGCGAAGUCGCCGCCAAUAUACCACCAAUCAUUCCCCAACAACAAGCGCUCUCUGGUGCCGGCAGCUGGACCACAGAGGUGCCUCUGGUCGGCAGCGCUCUGCAAUCCGAUGUCGUCUACCCCGUGCCAGCACCAGCGCACCCACGACUGGGCUCGGUGGACGAGCGCCUCAAGACUGCGGACCCGGGCUGGGAUCCGCAGAUCGAGCCCGCUCGGCUCCUGCAUUUCGGCGGACACCGCGUCGACGUCCGAGAUGCGCGCCAGCGCCUGCAGGAAGCCGGUCGGCUUCAAACCCCGCGCCAUGUCCCGACAUACCAACUAUAUCAUCCGAACUUGUCGGGGCCUCUGAUUCAGGAUCGAGAACAGUUGUAUGCACCUGCUCCGGCGCUGGAGGUGUACGGAAUGCGUGCGCGGAGAAGCAGCUCGCCUCCGCGGCCGAAUUAUGAAGGUCUGGGCGUGCGGCUUUAG